CGCGGUGAAUUUAAGAUUCAGAAGGCAUCAUCCCAGCCAGCCCUGAUUGGCUGAAGAAAAAGAGCCAUUCAAUCGCGGUGUUAGCGAAGGUGCGGUGACACUUGAACGUGGACCACAGAGGACGGAGCCAGUACCUCAUCAUGACAAGUCUUGCUACGGGGGCUGCGGUGGAGACCCGGGCUGUGAGCAGGUGUUGGAGCAGGGUGCAGGGACGUCGUUAACUUGCAUGCAUGCACCCCACGCCGUCGUCCCCGGUCCGGUUCGCAGACUACUGCCGCCGGCGGGAAGAUGCUGAGCCGACUGAUGAGCAGCAGCAUCCGGAGUCUGGACCGAGAAUGCAACUGCACCGUGAGGCUGCUGGACGACUCCGAGUACACCUGCACCAUCCAGCGGGACGCUAAGGGACAGUACCUGUUUGAUCUCAUCUGUCAUCACCUCAACCUGCUGGAAAAAGACUACUUUGGCAUCAGAUAUGUGGAUCCAGACAAGCAGCGGCACUGGUUGGAGUUUACAAAGUCAAUUGCCAAACAAAUGAAAUCUCAGCCUCCUUUCACUAUGUGUUUGCGUGUCAAGUUCUACCCUCCUGACCCCGCCGCCCUUCGAGAAGAGAUCACCAGAUAUCUGGUCUUCCUGCAAGUGAAGAGGGAUCUCUACCACGGUCGUCUCUUGUGCAAGACAUCAGACGCUGCUCUGUUGGCUGCAUAUAUAUUACAAGCUGAAAUUGGUGACUACGACCCCGGAAAGCACCCUGAGGGCUACAGCUCCAAGUUCCAGUUCUUCCCCAAACACUCUGAGAAGUUGGAGCGACGCAUAGCAGAAAUCCACAAGACGGAGCUGAUAGGUCAAAGUCCCGAAACAUCAGAGCUCAACUUCCUCCAGAAGGCUCAGAUGUUGGAGACGUAUGGAGUAGACCCACAUCCAUGCAAGGACGUGUCUGGUAAUCCGGCUUUUCUGGCAUUCACGCCAUUUGGAUUUACAGUGUUGCAAGGAAACAGGAGGAUUCAUUUUCUCAAAUGGGAUGAGGUGACCAAGUUGAAGUUUGAAGCAAAGACAUUCCACAUAUAUGCAAGUCAGACAGAGGAACAGAAGAUCAUAUUGACCUACUUUGCACCAACACCUGAAGCCUGUAAGCACCUCUGGAAGUGCGGUGUGGAGAAUCAAGCCUUCUAUAAGUUGGAGAAGUCCAGUCAAGUGCGUACAGUGUCCAGUAGCAAUCUCUUCUUCAAGGGUAGUCGCUUCCGAUACAGUGGAAAGGUUGCAAAAGAAGUCAUGGAGCAAAGUGCCAAAAUAAAAAGGGACCCGCCUGAGAUCCACAGGGCGGGCAUGGUGCCAAGCAGGAGCUGUCCGUCCAUCACACACGGCCCCCGUUUGACGAGUGUUCCCAGGACGAGACGGCGAGCGGUGCACAUCUCCAUCAUGGAGGGUCUGGAGUCCCUCCGAGAUAGCGCCCACUCCACACCGGUGCGCUCCGUUUCCCAUGGGGAGUCCUUCAUGACCUCUAGAGGCCACGCAGUGGAUGGCGGCGAGGCCAGCGCCUCCGCGGUUAUCUCCGACGAGGCUUACAGCCCCUCGGACAGCGUCCUGCCUACACCCGUGGCUGAACACGGGAUGGAUAUGCACCUCAACGGCACCCCUCGCAGCAUCGACGAUGAGGAGGGUGGUGCAUCGCUGGAAGGCCAGGUGGCGGAGUCCAGGGUUGGUAGGAGAGCCCUACGCUUGGCUAGAAGCAGGCCGUCGCCCCCUAGUGACGUAGAGGAGCUGCACAAGUUCGUCCUGAGUGUUCUCCGUUUGUUUCUGGUCACCAUCGGACUGCUUUUCGCCCUUCUGCUGCUCCUCAUCAUGCUGACAGAGUCUGACCUGGACAUCGCCUUCCUGAGAGACAUCCGCAAGACGCCAGAAUUCCAGCAGUUCCACAUUGAGUACUUCUGCCCGCUGCGGCGCUGGUUCGCCUGUAAGCUCAGAUGGAUGGGAGGGCUCCUCAUCAGCAAGUGAGGCCCAGGAAGACGACAAUGCUGCUGCUAAAGCAACCACUGCAGGCCCGUACAACAGAAACAAAGAUGGCGGCCCUUUUACCAGUUACACCCAGCUUUUCCGUGUCACAAGCCAUUUAAAUAUCUUAUUUUUGUACAAAAUCCCAGUAGGAAAAUUUAAUUUUUUCAAAAACGAAUGAUCAAUUAAAUUGAAUUUAAAAAAUAAAAGAUUUUACUAAAUAUUAACAAUUGUAGAAGUGAUAAUAAUAGUACCAAUAAUAAAAUCUCUUGGAUUUAAAUUUAAAAAAUCAAUAAUCAUUAUUAUUGAAUAAUUAUUAUUAACAAAGUGCAUCAGCAUUUCACUGAUUACUAUAAUAAAGACAAUAAUAAUAACACUAAUAUUAUUUAUUUGUUAUAUUAGUUAUUGUCAACUCUAAGCACUAAAAAACACAAGAAAAGAAUAAAAUAUUCAUAAUAUAUACUUAAAAUUAGUUAGCAUAAUUGGUAUAUUAUUAUUAUUAAAUCUUGAAUAUAAUGUGUAUGCGCUCACAUGGUAACUGCGUGAUAAUGACCAUGACAUGUAGCUAAAAAUAAGAAUAUUCGAAACAGUUCAUACAGUGUACUUCUACAAACUACAACCACAAUAAUAUUACACAUUAAUACCUCUCUAACAAUGUCCAAUUGAUUAAAGACUGUACUUAAUGUCGUGGCCCGUAUGUUGCAACAUUAUUACUGAAGGUUAUGAGAUGUAGACAAGGAAGGCAAUCUAAUCUCAUGUUGUCAUUUGUAUCAAUAAUGAGGAUGAGGAUAUUUCAUCAUGUGGGCAAGAGAGAAAGUGCGAUAUUGAGGGUAAAGACGAGUGUGGAUCAGAUAAGAUUGUUAUUCAAUUAUGAGUCUUUUUACACAGUUUUUGGUGUUAAUGAUGAUGGGGGUGUGGUGCCAUAAUGAAGGAAAUAUAAAAUGAAUAUUUAAAAUGUUACAUAGUUAUCAUAGCCUGAACAUUUUGGAAUUAAUCAUAAAGUUAAUUGAAUAAAAAUACAAUGCAUUGCAAGUCAUUACAAUUUGAGGAUUACAUACCUACAUAAAUGACUCAGUAAAUUAUUAGAAAAUUUAAUACAGUUAUUAUUAUUAUUAUUAUUAUUAUUUCAAAUGUAUUAAUCUAAUACUUUUAAUUUAAUAAAUGUAGUGUAUUAAAUUUAUUAUAAAAUUAUAAUCUGCAUAAUACAUUUAAAUAAAUUUUAUUAUAUGAAAAUAAAUACUGAAAAAUAUUUUCAAAUGUUAAAUUGAAUUAUUAGAUUUGUUUUUACAUUUUGGCACUAAAAAUAAAAGCUGAUGGGCCACAUUGACAUUCAAACAAAUACAUUUGUUCGUGUCAUACUGUACCAUUUUUUUUCCCGAGUGUACACUAUUGUCUUUUAUCAUCCAAAGACUGUAGAGGAUUGAACGUGGUAGUUUCAAAAAAAUAAAAUAAACUAGCAGCCAAAUAAUGCUCACAUCUACAAUCAUCUUGUGUGCAAGUAAUAGACCGAUGUGACCCAAAGCUAGUAGUUGCUCGUCAAGUGUAUGGUUUUUCUCAAUACUGUUAAUCACAGACUCUAACUAAUCCUGUCACUGAUGGCUAACGUGACAUUGUUGCAUCAUUUUGUAAAGUGCAAAAAUGAGUAGAAGAGCAGCUCCUCUUUUUUUUUAAAGAAGGUGUUAAGUGAACGUGUUAUUUUUGUGUUUCAUGUUGCAAUCAUGCCGAUGCUAUUUUCAUCAAUGCACCAACCAAAGAAACCCAAUUUGUGUUUGUGCUGCUUUCGCCUUAGCCUGCAGUGUCUUUACUGGCAAAAAGCUUAUAUCUAAUUAAGAGAGGUUAGGAGAGGUUUGCAGCAAUAGAUAAGGUGGGGUUGGGGGGAGGUGGGGUAUGUAAUAAGACACCACUUUAAUUGUCAACCAAUCGAUCAGGAGUUGGACGAGACUCCUUAGUUCCACUCUGAAUCUUCCACCAAUCUACUGUUAUUCUUCAUCUUAUAGAGACAUUUUGGAUAAUUGUAUGCUUGAGGUAAGGUAGAGGAAGAUGAGUUUGGUGUGGAAGAAUGCCGUCGAAGCUCUUCAGGAUUAUCCAAAACGCAGAUAGCGAGUCUGGGCUCGGGUUUAACUUUUGUGUAGGGUCCAAGCUCUUAUCCGUCAAUGAAAUGUGAUCUUUUGUCUUUUGCAGCCUCAUUAGCAUUCU
This is a messenger RNA of Doryrhamphus excisus (bluestripe pipefish), 4185 nucleotides long. Its product is annotated as FERM domain-containing protein 5-like. NCBI's taxonomy places the organism in Eukaryota, Metazoa, Chordata, Actinopteri, Syngnathiformes, Syngnathidae. Gene Ontology annotation, biological process: actomyosin structure organization. Gene Ontology annotation, molecular function: cytoskeletal protein binding. Gene Ontology annotation, cellular component: cytoskeleton. The record is from RefSeq and is a predicted model, not a curated record.